AGCCAAGACCCAAUGUCUUUAUCUCAGGUAGGGGCCCUCAGGAGGUCUCCCAGACAGGCAGCCUCCGGAGAGUUUGGGGGUAAGAAUGGGGGCAACCAGCUUCUUUCUUCUCUCUUAUAAUUUGGGGGCUUGGGAGACAGGCUUGAGAAUCCCAAAGGAGAGGGGCAAAGGAUACUGCCCCCGCAAGUCUGCCAGAGCAGAGAGGGAGACCCCGACUCAGCUGCCACUUCCCCACAGGCUGCUGCCGCCUCCAGGCGUCUAUCAGCGGCUCAGCCUUUGUUCAGCUGUUCUGUUCAAACACCCUGGGGCCAUUCAGGCCUGGGUGGGGCAGCUGGAGGAAGGGAGUUUGAGGGGGGCAAGGCGACGUCAAAGGAGGAUCAGAGAUUCCACAAUUUCACAAAACUUUCGCAAACAGCUUUUUGUGCCAACCCCCCUGCAUUGUCUUGGACACCAAAUUUGCAUAAAUCCUGGGAAGUUAUUACUAAGCUUUAGUCGUGGCCCCAGGUAAUUUCCUCCCAGGCCUCCGUGGGGUUAUGUAUAAAGGCCCCCCUAGAGCUGGGCCCCAAAACAGCCCGGAGCCUGCAGCCCAGCCCCACCCAGACCCAUGGCUGGACCUGCCGCCCAGAGCCCCAUGAAGCUGAUGGCCCUGCAGCUGCUGCUGUGGCACAGCGCACUCUGGACAGUGCAGGAAGCCACCCCCCUGGGCCCUGCCAGCUCCCUGCCCCAGAGCUUCCUGCUCAAGUGCUUAGAGCAAGUGAGAAAGAUCCAGGGCGAUGGCGCGGCGCUCCAGGAGAAACUGUGUGCCACCUACAAGCUGUGCCACCCCGAGGAGCUGGUGCUGCUCGGACACUCUCUGGGCAUCCCCUGGGCUCCCCUGAGCGGCUGCUCCAGCCAGGCCCUGCAGCUGACAGGCUGCUUGAGCCAACUCCAUAGCGGCCUCUUCCUCUACCAGGGGCUCCUGCAGGCCCUGGAAGGGAUCUCCCCGGAGUUGGGCCCCACCUUGGACACACUGCAGCUGGACGUCGCUGACUUUGCCACCACCAUCUGGCAGCAGAUGGAAGAACUGGGAAUUGCCCCUGCCCUGCAGCCCACCCAGGGUGCCAUGCCAGCCUUCGCCUCUGCCUUCCAGCGCCGGGCGGGAGGCGUCCUGGUUGCCUCCCAUCUGCAGAGCUUCCUGGAGCUGGUGUACCGCGUUCUACGCCACCUUGCUCAGCCCUGAGCCAAGCCCUCCCCAUCCCAUGUAUUUAUCUCUAUUUAAUAUUUAUGCCUAUUUAAGCCUCAUAUUUAAAGACAGGGAAGAGCAGAACAGAGCCCCAGGCCUGUGUGUCCUUCCCUGCAUUUCUGAGUUUCAUUCUCCUGCCUGUAGCAGUGAGAAAAAGCUCCUGUCCUCCCAUCCCCUGGACUGGGAGGUAGAUAGGUAAAUACCAAGUAUUUAUUACUGUGACUGCUCCCCAGCCCUGGCUCUGCAGCGGGCACUGGGAUAAGCCGCAGUGAGCCCCUGGUCCCGAGGGUCCCCACCUGGGACCCUUGAGAGUAUCAGGUCUCCCAUGUGGGAGACAAGAAAUCCCUGUUUAAUAUUUAAACAGCAGUGUUCCCCAUCUGGGUCCUUGCACCCCUCACUCUGGCCUCAGCCGACUGCACAGCGGCCCCUGCAUCCCCUUGGGUGUGAGGUCCCUGGACAAGCAGAGGCAGCCAGAGCUGGGAGGCAUGGCCCUGGGGUCCCACGAAUUUGCUGGGGAAUCUUGUUUUUCUUCAUAAGACUUUCAGGACAUGGUUUGACUCCCGAACAUCACCAACGUGUCUUCUGUUUUUCUGGGUGCCCUCAGGACACCUGCCCUGCCUCAACGAGGGUCAGGACUGUGACUCUUUUUAGGGCCGGGCAGGUGCCUGGACAUUUGCCUUGCUGGACGGGGACUGGGGAUGUGGGAGGGAGCAGACAGGAGGAAUCAUGUCAGGCGUGUGUGUGAAAGGAAGCUUGACUGUCACCCUCCACCUCUUCACCCCCCAAUUCACCAGUGUCCCCUCCACUGUCGCAUUGUAACUGAACUUCAGGAUAAUAAAGUGUUUGCUUCCAGUCA
Messenger RNA from Symphalangus syndactylus (siamang), 2078 nucleotides. It is a transcript of the gene CSF3, whose product is annotated as colony stimulating factor 3. The record is from RefSeq and is a predicted model, not a curated record. Gene Ontology annotation, molecular function: cytokine activity; granulocyte colony-stimulating factor receptor binding. Gene Ontology annotation, biological process: immune response; positive regulation of myeloid cell differentiation. NCBI's taxonomy places the organism in Eukaryota, Metazoa, Chordata, Mammalia, Primates, Hylobatidae. Gene Ontology annotation, cellular component: extracellular region.